Molecule: messenger RNA, 2397 nt
Organism: Hermetia illucens (black soldier fly)
Lineage: Eukaryota; Metazoa; Arthropoda; Insecta; Diptera; Stratiomyidae
Product: cytochrome P450 6a9-like
Exons: 2
Coding region: 116-1633 (505 amino acids)
Molecular function (GO): monooxygenase activity; oxidoreductase activity, acting on paired donors, with incorporation or reduction of molecular oxygen; heme binding
Source: RefSeq, a predicted model, not a curated record
CUGAAGCUCAAAAUGUUAUCUCAAACGUGGUUGCCAGUGAGUAUAUAUAUAUAUUGAAAUUGGUCAGCAAUUAUUUCUCAGUUAGCUUUUUUCGUUCAUGUGAGAACUAGUGAAAAUGGAAGUUCUGGCGGUUAUUUUGUUGCUAGUGAUAUUGCUUACUCCGGUUACUUAUUUAUUUUUCAAACGAAAAUACUCGUAUUGGAGGGACCGCGGAGUGCCGUGUCCAGAACCAAAAAUACCUUAUGGAAGUUUACAGAUUUCCGGUGGUUUGCAGGACACCAUCGACAAGCUCUAUAAAUCAAAAACUAACUUCCCGUUUGUUGGUGGCUACAUGUUUACGACUCCAGCGGCUGUGGCCACUGACCUAGACUUCAUCAAGGAUGUGCUAAUUCGUGAUUUCAACUAUUUCACUGAUCAUGGGAUCCCCCACAAUGAAGAAAUCGAUUCACUCUCCGCAAACUUAUUCGUUCUGGACGGUCAAAAGUGGCGCACACUACGCACGAAAUUGUCUCCAACGUUUACUUCUGGACGGAUGAAGUUUAUGUUCCCCACAGUGGUUGAAGUUGCGGAUCGGUUUAUUGAAACUCUAAGUGAGCUUCUGAAGACUCAAAAAACUCUGGAAGUAAAAGAUCUUUUGGCACGUUUCACAACCGAUGUCAUCGGCACCUGCGCCUUUGGAAUUGAAUGCAAUAGCUUGAAGGAUCCCGAUACAGAAUUUCGUAGAUUCGGACGUAAACAUAUCGAAGAACCACCUCACGGGCCAUUCGUCUUUGGUUUGAUGAACAUGCUUCCAACCAUCAGCGAUAUGCUGGGCUUAGUGCGAACACGUCGCGAUGUUACCAAAUUUUUCAUGGAUAUUGUUCGAGAAACGGUGGACUAUCGUGAAAAAAACAAUAUUCGCCGAAAUGACUUUAUGGAUCUUUUGAUUCAACUGAAAAAUCAUGCUAAAAUCGAAGGAGAAGAUCAUGAGACUGUUGAUUCGAAAAUAAUUAAAAAUCUAACUUUUAACGAACUGGCCUCCCAAGCCUUUAUAUUUUACAUUGGUGGAUUCGAGACUUCGUCGUCAACCUUGACAUUGACUCUCUAUGAGCUAGCCAAGCACCAGGACAUACAGGACAAAUGCAGAGCAGAGGUCAACCUCGUACUGGAGAAAUAUAAUGGAAAAUUAAGUUAUGAAGCGAUGAAUGAAAUGCACUAUGUGGAACAAACUGUUUUGGAAACUCUUCGCAAAUAUCCAAUUCUGCCAGUACUUCUACGAAAAUGCAUUAAAGACUAUCAAGUACGCGGCACGAACGUUAUUAUUGAAAAAGGAACACCAGUUCACAUUCCAACUUAUGCAAUUCAUCACGAUCCAGAAAUUUAUCCUGAUCCCGAAAAAUUCGACCCCGAUCGAUUUUCACCCGAAAAUGUUAAAUUGCGACAUUCUGUGGCAUUUCUGAGUUUUGGUGAUGGACCAAGAAAUUGUAUUGGACUCCGUUUUGGAAAAAUGCAAUCCCGAAUUGCACUUAUAAUGUUGUUGAAGAACUAUCGAUUUAAACUAUCAUCGAAAUCACCUAAUCCACUAGCUUUUUCCAAAAAAAGUUUCAUACUUGCACCAGAAGGCGGGAUGCAUUUAGAUAUUGAAAAAUUAUGAAAUAUCGCAGUUCGUAUACUAGACUCCCCGUAUUAUAAAACGACUAUAUUGUUUUUUGCGCCGAAAUAGUAGUUUCAUCUGCCAAAUUACCAUAUCCGUUAAAAAACCAAUUCGCGAGGCUCAUUUGUUGAUUGUAAAGGUUUAAAAAUUGGAUUCUCACAAGGUGGAAAAGGAAAAGCGCUGACGUCAUCGAUGGAGCAAUUUAAAUCUUAUCUACGUGAAGGCAUCCGGUUUAGUGUUACUUUUCAAGUAAUCAACCAGUUUUUAGCAAGAAAGUCAAAAAAUUGAUGCGUGAAGGACAGUCCCUCAAGUUACUUUACGUUUCGGCAAUAAUAGUAACAAACGACAAUAAAACGUAUGUUUUUCAAAGAUUCACAUGUUGAAAAAAAAUGGAUUUGCAUUGAUUCAAACCUGGAGCACGUUGAAUAUUCGACGGUAUCUCUUCUCUUGUGACUUAUAUAAAUUUGAUUAAUAGUGACACAAAAUUCUAACGCAAUUGUAUAUUAUCAGUUAAGUUUGAAGUUAAGGUUUAAAGAAUAUUAACUUACACUGAAAUGAUCCUCCCAAUUUAAACCUGACUCCAAAGAACCUGGAUUCCGUAGGACGAUGGCUAUCCGAAAAUCUCCAGCUUUCUGCGGAGUUAUUUGUGCAGCAAGGCACGAGACAAUAUUUCAUCGCCCUCCUUGACAUUUGGGGAAAUUAAUUUUGACAGUUUUAUAUUUUUAUGAGUAACUGCCAGUUACCGGUCUACUGACGUCUCUUGC